Messenger RNA from Paramecium tetraurelia, 1551 nucleotides. RefSeq lists its product as uncharacterized. The transcript is spliced from 4 exons. NCBI's taxonomy places the organism in Eukaryota, Ciliophora, Oligohymenophorea, Peniculida, Parameciidae. Gene Ontology annotation, molecular function: protein-glycine ligase activity, initiating. Gene Ontology annotation, biological process: protein polyglycylation. The record is from RefSeq and is a predicted model, not a curated record.
AUGGCUGCAAUUCAAAUUGUAUAGAACUGGAUUGAAUCAGAAACAGACACCAGUGGAACAUAUUUUCAACCCUGCCUAAAUUGCGGCUAUGAACUUGCGAUAAAAAAGGAUCCCCUUUAUUGUUUGAAAAGUGAUCUCUAUAAAAUUUUUCAUCCACAGAUUGUUUUGGAGGAUAGUUAUGUUUUUCGAGAUUAUGGAGGAAAUGAUUUAGCUAGAAUUAUUAUUAAAAACUAAAUGUUCGAUGUCAGUCCUAACUUUACUCAAUCAGGCCCAAUUUAAGAAGACGAUUAUUUUAACUUAGAUAUACGAGCAUCUGUCAUUUACCCUUACUCAAAAACAUAUUUGAGAACUCAUAUUUUAGGAAAAGAAGCAGGAUGCUUGUUUUAGAAAUAUAUGCAUAUACCAGGGCAAGAAGAAUUAGCUCUAAAAUCAUUAUAAUCUUUGAACUUAAGAAGUUAUUUAAUUUAGUUGAGUUAAGUUAAUGCAUCCAUAGAAUGUAUAAAUGAAGCAACUUUUUAGAAAAAAUCUUACAGAAUGUGGGAGUAAGAUGAAUGCUAAUAGCUUUUUUCAAUUAUUAACUCAUUAGAAUAUUAAAAUAAAUUGUAAUUGGAAGGACUAUAAUUUAUUUAUAAAACUAAUAAACAUUUAGGAAGAGGAGUCUUACUUGUUGAUAAAGAAAAUGAAUAACUAAUAAGAAAAUAAUAUAAUAAUGGGACGUUUUGUGGUAAAAAUAAUUAAAAUGUCAUAAUUCAAGAAUACAUAAAAAAUCCAUAUCUGUUUAAGGGACAUAAAAUGGAGUUUCGAUCAUAUUUUUAAAUAGCCUCAACUAAUCCUCCAAUUUUAUUUGGAUAUAAAAAAGCUUUAAUUAAGCAAUGUGCUUUAAAAUUUAAUUUAACAGAUUUUUCAAAAGAAGCUCAUGUUUGUAAUACAGCAAUCACAAAAUCUCUUAAGGAAGACAUUAAAUAGCAAAAUAAUGAAUAUUAUAUUGACUGGAAUUUAGAAGAAUUACAAGAUCUUCUAUUAUAAGAUGGAUUAAUCAUUUCAACAGAUUGGUUAAAUGAAUAUCUUAUGCCGCAAAUUUAACUCAAAUUAUUUCACCUUUUUAAUUCUGUUUAAAAUAAACUUUUUAAAGAUAGCCGAGUGGGAGAAUUUUUUGGAGUUGAUUUCAUUUUAGAUUAAAAUUUGGAACUUUGGAUUUUUGAAUGUAAUAGAAAUCCGAACUUUUUGGUUGUGACAGAAGGAAGAAAGGAAAAAUUCAAUUAAUUAAUUCCUGAUAUGAUUUAUUUAUAGUUAGAGAUGGUCAGAAAUAGAUUCAUAAGAAUAUCAUAAUUUUUAAAAUAAAAGUUAAUUCCUUCUAUUAGGCAAAAGUCUUUAUUAGAAUAAUAGGAAUUAUUAAAGCAUGAAUUUCUGAUUAAUUAUCAAGAUAGUUUCUAAAAUUAAUCUUAAUUGAAUAUUGAUAAUUAGGCGAUUGAUAUUACUCCAAUAUAAAAUUUUAGCACCUGUUUUAAGGAAUUAGAGAAGAUAAAAAUACUAUAAAAGAAAAAUUAUUGA